This is a messenger RNA of Ophidiomyces ophidiicola, 1257 nucleotides long. RefSeq lists its product as uncharacterized. The record is from RefSeq and is a predicted model, not a curated record. Bases 1 to 1257 code for a protein of 418 amino acids. The transcript is spliced from 4 exons. Lineage: Eukaryota; Fungi; Ascomycota; Eurotiomycetes; Onygenales; Onygenaceae.
AUGGGACACCAGGCAUUGAACGAAUUGGGCCUUACCCCAUACUUGUUGAAAAUGAAAGAAUCCUUAGAGAAAAGUGGGAUCAAGCCUUUUAACGUCUUGAUGUUUUUGGGGCUCAUUUUCAUGAUCGCAUAUCGAAAAUGGGCUGACUCCACACGUACGAAAAGAGUUCAGAAACUACGCCGGGAGAAUGCUUCAAAAUUUCCAAAUAUUACGCCCCUAGAGAAUUUCGAGUGGGAAAAAACGGAACCGUUGAAAUUCAGGCCAUUCAAGCCAAAAUAUCAUCUUACAAUGGCUCUUGAGAACCUGGAGCCAAGCGAGCUGAUUCCCAUGGAUAAUACUUAUAAAGACCGAAUUGAGCUUCGAAGACAAUUAGUUAAAGAUCAAUAUGGAGUUGUUCUUGGUGUUAAUAAGAGCAAAGGGGGCGAAGAGGAACCUCGAGUUCGAGCUGCUGUGGCUGAGUUAUAUGCCUUUGUCAUGGGUACAUAUCUUCCUACGCGAUACCCAACGAUGUUCCGACUACUAGAGGCCGAUUUGGCCAUGGGAAAAACAAUGUUUGUUCAAAAUCAAGUCACGAGGGAAAUGCUACCAACAACGCUCAAUCCGGGUAGGCCGACAAUCUCAGCAUUGGAAACGCUAGCUAAAAAUGUGGACGAAGAGAUGUUACUCCUGCUACCACGAGUGAAAAAUCCUGAGAAGAAGAGUCAAGAUAUAACCACCUCGUCGACUAAUGAGGUGGAUAAAUAUAUCCUGGAAGCAUACUCAACGUGCUUCCCUUCAGGCUUCGACACACGCACCAAACUAGGCAGGCAGUUGAAUGAAAUUCAUCAGCCUGUCCCUGGAUACAAGGAGAAGUUAGAGAAAAGUAUGGAUCGAUUUUUUCAUAAGUUAGAAGUCGGCAAGUUUGUUAAACGGGUAAAUUGGACCAUGACAACUGGCGCAGAGCUAUUUUCGGCCUUUGGAGACGUGCACGCGGUAAAUGGGGAAGAUAUGAAACAAAUGAAUCUCGAGGAGCUAGAUAUUGAUAAGACCUACCUUCGAUGUGAAAGACAGACACUAUACCGCCUUCCAACUUCCGGUGCAUUGAUAUUCUCGUUCCAUACAUAUCGCUAUCCGAUCCGAGAAAUCAAAGCCGAAGGAUCUGGUGAGGAAUUAGCACUUGCUAUUGAUGGAUUCAAGGAAGGAAGUACGCCCUUGAUGGCACGGUAUAAACGUGUGACAGCAUGGGGAGAAGCCGUUAAAGAAUAUUUAAGAAGUUAG